Molecule: messenger RNA, 495 nt
Organism: Grosmannia clavigera kw1407
Lineage: Eukaryota; Fungi; Ascomycota; Sordariomycetes; Ophiostomatales; Ophiostomataceae
Exons: 4
Coding region: 1-495 (164 amino acids)
Source: RefSeq, a predicted model, not a curated record
AUGAUGCAGUCCACGACAGCAGAUCGUAGCCAUGUCGACUCGGUACGAACGACCGUCGAAGAAACCCUGGUCACCUGUGAUGCUGGCUCAGAGCUGUGGUCUUCCGUGGCGUUUGAGCACCUGUCUGUAUCUGUCGUCGAAGCGGCGGUCGAGGCGCUGGCCUGCUGCUUUGGGCUGAGCCACGUGCUUCACACGGUCUUUGGCAGCGAGGUUGUGCGUGGCCUCAGCUGUGGUGAGCGAAGACGUGCCUUGCUGGCCGAAGCAGACCUUGUCUGUCUGGACAGCCCGACCAACGGCCCGGACGGAUCCACAGCCAUCGACAAAGUCACGUGCCGAGAGCCAGGAGCACGUGAAGCGGUGCUGGCAGCUUUGGACCUUGGAGACAUUGCGGACGAGCUGGUUGGUGUCCCGGACCUGGAGAAACGCAAGCGGGUGACAGUAGGCGUAGUGCACCGUGGUACCUAUGCCCGUCGGCUUUUGUCGCUGCUGCUGUGA